Verruconis gallopava is the source of this 2940-nucleotide messenger RNA. RefSeq lists its product as uncharacterized. Gene Ontology annotation, molecular function: protein kinase activity; ATP binding. Gene Ontology annotation, biological process: protein phosphorylation. The transcript has a single exon. NCBI's taxonomy places the organism in Eukaryota, Fungi, Ascomycota, Dothideomycetes, Venturiales, Sympoventuriaceae. The record is from RefSeq and is a predicted model, not a curated record. Bases 467 to 2431 code for a protein of 654 amino acids.
AGAACACGUCGUGCUGCAUAUUAGGCUUGCUCUCCAGUCAGGCGCUCAGCCAAUACCGACUUGCUGCCCAAGCUGCCGAUCGAAUUUUCGAACCGCAACCCACAACGCGGCUGCCAGUUCACGCGGAGAGCGACCAUUGACAGUACACCACCCGUCUCGCUCGUUGCUCAACCGUGUCCACAUCGACUCCGCGCUGCCGCCCGUUCCUGGCCGCCUGUGGACUGCCCAUACUUAUCCCGUCCACCGGCGCGCCCGGUUCUGCCUGGAUUCCCGUGCGUUGUGUGAGUCCUUCAAACUCCCACCGCCCGACUUCGAAAGGUCGUCCCUUCGCCUUGGGAUGACGCCUUGAGAUUUCGUGGUGAAGCGGAGCCCUCUCAUCUUCUGGUCCUUGCUGCUGCUCUUCUCUUGCCUGUUGCCAUUAGCCCGUCUCUUGUUGCGUGCUCACCGAGAGCCUCGUUUUUUGACCAUGCAGCCGUACUCGACAUGGCGUGUGCCAACAACCAGCUAUCGCAACUCGCCCCCUAGGGCUCAACACCACCCCUUCUUGACACAUCACUCCUCUAUGCUGGAGCUGCAUGACCAGGGAUGGGCACGAGCAGACUCUCCCAGCACGCGAUCCUCCUCGUCCUCAGGAUAUGAAGGCGUCAUCACGCCCACCGCGAGCUCGUCCGAGGUCUCAACCCCAGAGCGCGUCGCGACUCCGAAGCCUCCGCCUUCUCCCCCCAUCGAGUUCAGGACGCAGCUGUUCGGGUCUUACUCUCGCAACCCUUUCUUCAAGUCCAGUCGUCCGUCCCCUCCCGUGUCUCCCAAAAGUUUACCAAGUUCACACGUUGCUGCAGAAUCUCGCUCGCCGCCAGACUCUUCAAGCCGGUGCCCAACGCCCGUCGCUCCAACGCCCGUCAGGCCCAUCAGCAUGAACUCUGCAGGAAGUGCUCCAGGCUACCGUCAUGACUCGCCGCAGUCGUCUCCCGUGAACAUGCUCGAGCAGGUCCAUAUCUCGCCAGCGCCACCGGUCGCCAAGCGUGAACUAAACGAUGAUUUUCUGCAGCCCCCCAAAAUAGUUGACAACCAUCACAGGAUGGCCGCGGAGCUGUGCAAGCAGAUCCCAGAGCUGAUUAAACGUAAGAAUUGGAAGUACGGUGAUAUGAUCAUCCAGUGGACCAUCAUGCAGCCAAAGACGGCUCUUUUGUUGUGGGUUUGCGGUGAACUCGAUGUUCUUCAGAAAUUGGUUGUUUAUUACGAGCUCAAGGACAGCAUGCUUCCCUUCUCCGAAACUCACCUGAAAGGGAUAGUUUCGGACCCAGCCAAGAUGAUUGAGGAGCAGUGGAAGAUUGGUAUCUUGAAAAAUCUACCCCGCGAUGGUGGUCAUGUGGAGUUUCGAACGCAGGACACUGUUCCGUUGCAGGAUCACGGUCCUGUAGGACCGCCUAUGCCCACCACAGUGAAGACGAGAACAAAGAUCAAGUUUGCGGACGGCUUUGACAACUUAUAUUACGUCCGCAAACGUUUGGAAGUGCCACCUGACCGACCACGAGAUAAGACUACGAUUCUUAAUCAGAUCAAGUCAUAUCAGAAACUAGAACAUUCGUCCAUCGCAAAGAUUGUCGCAAGCUACGCGCAGGGCCAGGUGGUUGCAUUCAUUAUGCCUUAUGCUGAGGUCAAUUUGGCCGAGUUCUUGGAAUCCGAGCUGACUGGUUCGUCCCAGUCAGAGCAGAUCCUGGGCUGGAUCAAAGAGCUUGCAGGUGGCUUGGCCUACAUCCACCAACGUGGAUUGGAGCACAAAAACAUCCGGCCACAGAAGAUUUUGGUGGAUGUGCCGAACAACCGCAUCUUUUUCACCGUUUUUGGGGUUUGCCAUCCGAUGAGGAAGUCGAACUCGCAGCUCUUUUCGCCUUACUCCAACGAGCCAAGCUACAUCUACGCCGCGCCCGAAGUCGUGGCGGGACGAGAUGUCGACGCGAAGCAUUCAGACACGUUUUCACUCGGGGCCAUCUUUCUAGAGAUGGUAGCAUUUGCAAAGGGCCGUACGAUUGAAGAGAUGCGGGAGUUCCGCUCCCAGCGCUCUCACGACAACAGCUUCCACGCCAACCUAGCUCAGGUGAAGAGUUAUAUUGACGUUCUGCGAACCGCGCAGAUCUCCGUUCGCAACCAGCGAAAGCGUGUCGCCAUCAUCGAAGAGUCUGGAAACAUUCUACAGGUCGCGAAGGGCAUGCUCAAUCCGGACCCGCGAAAGCGACCUACCAUGAAGCAAGCCGAGCAUUACUUGCUCCGAGGACCCGGUCGACGCCAGCGGCAGCCACGGAGGAAUAGCUUGGGCGCAAGGAGCGAGAUUGGCCCUGCACCAACACAAAGCUCAUUUUUCAACGACCUCGCAUCCUUGCAGGCAUUCUAUGGGAACCCAAGCGCGCAAAGUGUGUAUGGUGGAGAGUAGAGAAGGAAGUCCGAAGCAAGACGGCCCCACAGGCUGACCACAAUUAUCAUUUUAACGAUGAUUACGUAGCGUUUUGCAUUUGCAUAUUUUUUUUUGUCUCUGCUCUACGUUAACUACCCUAUUUAUUUUAUUUAGGGCAAUACUGGUGUUCUGUGCGCAAACAAAAAGAGGUUCUUGCACACGCAAUUUAGGGCGAAGGGACUUCCUCUGGUUGGAAGUGGAGAGCGUGGGGAGCAUCUUUAUUGAGCGUUCUUUUGACAAAGUUGACCAUGACGACUAACAUUAGCUGUUGUUUUUUUUUUCUUUUUUUUCUGACGCUGCUCGUUUUGGCUUCUCGAAGCAUAGUCUGCGUUUGGGCGGCAUUUGAGAUACCCUUCUUUGGCUGGUCGUUUGCGGCCAUCAUAUUACAUAGUUCUGGCCUUUUUUUGGGCUUAUUCCUUCUCGCGCUCGCUGCUCAUUUUUUAUGCUUCCAUGGAAAUUAGGAAACGUAAUGAUAGACUUCUUUACCC